AUGUGUUUCGGGUCAAGCAAAAGCUACCCGGUUCAACAACCACCAAGGCCUGUCAGAUAUGGCCAAAAGCCCAACAAAUACAGAGCAGGAUACAGUGGAGCCGAUGGAGGAGUAGCAGCGGGUGCGUACAUGGGGGAUGCUGGUUAUGGCGGACAUCACGGCCAUCACGGCCACCACGGCCAUCAUGGAAAUUACGGGGGACACCACGGAGGUCACCAUGGACAUGAUGGAGGGGGAGGAGGCUUUUUUGGCGGUGGUGACGGGGGUGGAGGUAGCAGUGGAGGAGGAGGUGAUGGUGGUGGUGGUGGUGGCGGCGGCGGCGGUGGUGGAGGGUGUUAA
Messenger RNA from Hypoxylon trugodes, 339 nucleotides. RefSeq lists its product as uncharacterized. The record is from RefSeq and is a predicted model, not a curated record. Bases 1 to 339 code for a protein of 112 amino acids. NCBI's taxonomy places the organism in Eukaryota, Fungi, Ascomycota, Sordariomycetes, Xylariales, Hypoxylaceae. The transcript is spliced from 2 exons.